Molecule: messenger RNA, 339 nt
Organism: Arabis nemorensis
Lineage: Eukaryota; Viridiplantae; Streptophyta; Magnoliopsida; Brassicales; Brassicaceae
Source: the annotation of a GenBank genome assembly
AUGGGAGCUGGGAAACUGGAUCCUAUGCAUACGAGGAUGAGGAUGAAUGAUGAGGCAUAUGCAAGAGCUCUUCAGGAAGCUGAAGAAAGAGAAAUGGCAGCUAGAUUGUCUGCCUUAACUGGGUUAGCAGAUCGCGUUGAAGUUCUAGAGGAUGACAGUCAGACUUCUCAGGAUGUCUGGGAUGAAAUGGAUCCUGACGAGCUUUCAUAUGAGGAGUUGCUUGCGCUUGGUGAAUUUGUGGGAACCGAGAGUAGAGGAUUGUCCGCUGAUACAAUUGCAUCUUUACCUUCAAAAAGAUAUAAAGAAGGAGACAAUCAGAACGGAACCAAUGAAUCGUAG